Scheffersomyces amazonensis is the source of this 2999-nucleotide messenger RNA. RefSeq names its product Hsp70 family chaperone (gene LHS1). Gene Ontology annotation, cellular component: endoplasmic reticulum chaperone complex. The transcript has a single exon. The record is from RefSeq and is a predicted model, not a curated record. NCBI's taxonomy places the organism in Eukaryota, Fungi, Ascomycota, Pichiomycetes, Serinales, Debaryomycetaceae. Bases 32 to 2902 code for a protein of 956 amino acids. Gene Ontology annotation, molecular function: ATP-dependent protein folding chaperone; ATP binding. Gene Ontology annotation, biological process: endoplasmic reticulum unfolded protein response.
CUUCAAUUUAAACCCAAAGGGGAAAUAAACCAUGAGAUUAAAGACCAGUAGUAUACUUUUAUUACUAGUUCCUUUAUUUAGCCUUGUUUCCAGUGCCAUUUUAGGGCUUGAUUUUGGUGAAAAAUUCACUAAAGCCGUAUUAUUAGCACCUGGAGUACCAUUUGAAUUAGUAUUAACUGAUGAAGGGAAGAGGAAAGAUCUUUCAGGAAUUUCUAUAAAAUCCAAUGGUAAUAAUAAUAAAAUAGAAAGAGUAUAUGGUUCUCAAACCGGUUCUUUAUGUACUAGAUUUCCUCAAACAUGUUUAUUAGAUAUUAAAUCAUUAUUGGGGAAAUCUAUUGAAGAUCCUCAAGUACAAGAAUAUGCUCAUCAACAUCCUGGUUUAAAAUUAGUAUCUGAUAAUACUAGAUCAAAUUCAAUUAAAUUUGAUUUGGGUUAUGAUAAUGAUUCUUAUAUUUUUACAGUUGAAGAAAUUGUAGCUAUGGGUUUAGCUGAAAUUAAAGCAAGAGCCAUUAGUGAUUUAGAAAGUAAUCCAACAGCUUUACCAAUUGCUGAAGAUGUAGUAGUAUCAAUUCCUGCUUUUGCUUCACCUGCCACCAGACAAGCUUAUUUAGAUUCCUUACAAUUAGCAGGAUUUUCUAAUAUUUUAGGACUUGUUGAUGAUGGAUCAGCUAUUGCUUUAAAUUAUGUAUCUAAUAAAAAAUUACAAAAAUCAGAUUAUACUGGUAUUAAAGAAUAUCAUAUAGUUUAUGAUAUGGGUGCAGGAUCUACUAGAGCAACCUUAUUUUCUUUUACUCCUUUAAAAAAUGGUACUAUUAUUGUUGAACUUGAAAGUAUUGGAUAUGAUGAAUCAUUUGGAGGAAGAAAAUUAACUUCAUCAAUUCAUGAUGUUUUAACUGAAAAAUUCUUAGAAUUAUUUAAAUUACAACAUACUGAUAUAACUCCUAAAAUAUCGGCUAGAUUAUUUGAAGCAGCAGAAAAGGCUAAAAUUAUCUUAUCAGCCAAUAAUGAUUAUCGUAUAUCACUUGAAUCAAUUUAUGAUGAUCGUGAUUUUAAGACAAGUAUUUCUAGAGAAGAAUUUGAAGAAAUUAAUUCUGAUUUGGUUCUGAAAAUUACAGAUCCAAUUAUAACUGCUAUUGAAGAUGCUUCUAUCCCACUUAAAGAUAUUAAAUCAAUUAUUUUACAUGGAGGAUCUACCAGAAUUCCAUUUGUUCAAAAACAUUUAACUACUCUUGUUGGAGAAGAUAGAAUUUCAAAAUCUGUAAAUGCGGAUGAAAGUUGUGCCUUAGGAACUACUUUAAAGGGAUUAAGAUUAAAAACUAAAUUUACUAAAUCAACUGAAAUUGAAUUAAUUGAAAAAUCUUAUCAUAAUUAUGAAAUUAAUGUCAAUGAUUCUCGUAAAGAAGGUGUAGUUUAUGCUAAAGGAGCAAGAAUUAGUGAACCAACUAAGAUAGAAUUAGGAAAGAUUUCCAAUUCCAAUUCUAUUGAUAUUGGAUUAUAUGAAGAUGAUAAGUUAAUUAAAUCUUAUCAGUUUGAAGAUUUAUCUUUAAAAGCUAAGAAAUUGAAUUGUAAAUCAAAGGAAGAAAUCGUUAUAUUUGGAACAUUUGCCAUUGAUAAUAAUAAACUCUUUGAUUUAACUAAAGUAGAAUUAGAAUGUGUUAGUAAAAAACAAAAGAGUUCUGGAGGUUUCUUUGAUAAAUUCUUAAAGAAGGAUUCAGAAGAAAAAGUUGAGGAAGAAGAAGAAGAAGAAGUUGAAGAAUUAGUUGAGCCUCAAAUUGAUGUUAAUGAUACUUCUAAUGCCACCAAUAAGACUUCAUCUUCUAAAACUAAGAAAUCAUCAAUUAGACUUUCUAUUCCAGUAACUGUUACUAUUCCUAAACCAACAUAUACUGGUAUUAAACCAAUUUCCAAAACAACUAAGGAAAGACUUUUAAGUAAAUUAAAAUUCCUUGAUGAACAAGAUGAAAUUGCCAUUAAAUUAGAACAUGUAAAGAAUUUACUUGAAGGUCAAUGUUAUGAAUUAAGAAAUCAUAUUGAAUCUAAUGAAGAUAUUUUACUUGAAGAACUUUCUAGUGUAGAUUUAAUUGAUUUCAGAUCAACUAUUAGUGAUUUUAUAGAAUGGUUAGAAUUUGAAAGUGACAAUGCAUCUGUUGAAGAUGUUUUAGAAAAGAUAACUCAUAUUAAUGAAGCUAAAAAGAAAUUAGAUUCUAUUAUAAGUCUCGUAAAUACUGAUUUAUCAUAUGAAAGCUUUAAAGAUUUACAUUCUAAAGCAUCAGAUUUAAUGUUAAAAGUUGAAGAACUUACAUUAGAACUUGCAGCUGAAGUUGAACAAAUUAAAGAAAAGUUUAGUAAAGAAGGUUUUGACUAUACUAAAGAAAGUAGUAAAGUUAAAACUCACUCGAUAGGUAAUGGAAAGGAUAAUUUAUUAAAUUUAUCACAAAUUAUACCUGAUUAUAAGACAGUAGUUGAAGAAGUUGCAGAUUUAGUAGCGUCUGAGAAAGCUUAUAAAUCUCAUAAUAAACAAAAGCUCUAUGAAUUCUAUCAAUCAUUAGUUAAUGGAAUUCAUAGUAUCGAACAAGGGAUUGAAAAUAUCUUAUCUCACCAUAAGGAAAGCCAAGAAUUACUCAGUGACAGAUUAGAGAAAUUGGUUUAUAGAAGAGUGCAACAGGAAUACAGAAAGAAAUUGAAAGAACUUGAAAAGGCCGAAGCCGAAGAGAAAGCGGCUGAAGCCAAGCAAGCAGAGUCAGAAGAUCCUGAAAUAGAGAUUGAAGAGGAAGACGAAGAAGAAGAGCAACAGCAACAAGAGCAACAACAAGAGGAAGAAGAAACCGAGUCGCCUGAAGUUGAAGUUGAAGUUGAAGCUGAAAACGAAAAUGACUCUGAAAUCGAACAUGACGAAUUAUGAGUCUACCUUAACAGCAUACAAUAAUAUUUAUAUAUAAAUAUAUACAGCGAAUUAAUACUUAUUCAUACAUUGUAGUACUAUAAAAUACAUCCGGUUG